UGGUCAUAUGCACCAUAUACCAAAUGAUUCCCGUGUUUGGAUGCUAACAGGUACUGGAAAUAAUUUAAGGUAUGUAGAUCUCACAAAGAUACACACCAAGUUAGGCGACUCCAUUUACGAAAGCUUACCUGGGUUUCAUGCAAUCACAGGAAAAUUAGGACCGUACAAAAUAUUAAUUACUACAGAAAAAUAUCAAAAGGCAUUUAUAAAAUUCGGCGACACUCAAUUAUUUGAAGAUGAUAGUGAAAUACAAAGCACUUUUGACAUAAUACAGCAGUUCAUAUGUGAUAUAUAUAAUGUUGGUACGAUAAUUGAUGUUGAUGCUGCCCGUCUUCAAUUGUUUAUUAAUAAUUAUACGGUCUGCGAUGUUAAUGAAGCGUUUCAGCGAAAAAAAAUAUGCAAUUUUGAUGGGAACAGUCUGCCACCCUGUAAAUCAGAGCUAUUCCAACAAUUUCGACGUGCUAAUUAUAUAUCCAGCAUUUGGAAUAAUGCUCAUAAGAAAAUUCCAUCAAUACAUGAACCAGCAAACAAUGGUUGGGUACAAGUUAACAGCCAAUACAAUUUUAAAUGGUUUGAAGGCGAUCAGUUACCGAAUUUUGUCAGUGAUGCACUGCAAACUAUAUCAGAAACUAACGAAGAAGAUGACACUGACAAUGAGCCAGAAGAAAUAUGGUGCAGCAGUGAUGAAGAGUAUGAAGAAAAUUACGAAAUCAAUAUUAAUAAUGAAAGCUAUGUAGAAUGUUUAUAAUUUUGUAAAUUUCAA
Molecule: messenger RNA, 763 nt
Organism: Bactrocera dorsalis (oriental fruit fly)
Lineage: Eukaryota; Metazoa; Arthropoda; Insecta; Diptera; Tephritidae
Exons: 2
Coding region: 8-748 (246 amino acids)
Source: RefSeq, a predicted model, not a curated record